AUCACAUGUUUAACUGAUCAACUUUCAAGGUAACUAAAAUUAAAAACAACCGGUAAUAUGGUUUUCGUUGCAUUAAUGUAUAGAACUAGUUAAACCAGAGGCUCGCCUGCUUCGAACAUCGUAAACAGGUGUAUAAAUUACUGCUCAGACUAGCUCGGUGGGACGCUCGUCUCGAACGCUACUUAUCAGAUCGUCGUUACUAGCACAUGCGACAGAAACCGUCUCGACAGACAGUCGUUCGUAGCAGCUCUAACCAUGAAAUCUUUCAUCAAUUACUCAGCAUCUUGUGACUUUCCGAUCGAAAAUUUACCAUACGGUGUCUUCUCUACGAAAGACAAGCCAGAGAAAAGAAUUGGAGUAGCAAUUGGUGACGAAAUUUUAAACUUAAGUGCUAUCGCAAAUUACUUCAAUGGACCACUGUUACAAAGUAAGCAGGAUGUGUUUCGUCGUGAUUCUCUCAACGAUUUUAUGUCUCUUGGAAGACCAGCAUGGCUAGAAGCAAGAGCAAAACUUCAAGAUCUGCUUUCUGCUAGUAAUCAUACUUUGCAAGAUCCAGAAAUUCGCUCUAGAAUUUUCGUUGCUCAGAAGGAUGCCAUAAUGCAUUUACCAGCAAAAAUUGGCGAUUAUACUGAUUUUUAUUCAUCAAUAAACCAUGCUACAAAUAUCGGCAUUAUGUUUCGUGGAAAAGAAAAUCCAUUGAUGCCGAACUGGAAAUACUUGCCAGUCGGUUAUCAUGGAAGAGCAAGUUCCGUUGUUGUAUCAGGCACACCCAUCAGACGACCGUGUGGCCAAACAUGUCCGGUUGAAGGUGCAGCACCUGUUUUUGGCCGCUCUUUAUUAAUGGAUUUCGAGCUCGAAGUUGCUUUCUUCAUUGGUGGUCCACCUACAAAUGUCGGUGAUACUGUUCCAGCUUCGAAGGCAUAUGAUCACAUCUUCGGGAUGGUUUUAAUGAACGAUUGGAGUGCACGUGACAUUCAAAAAUGGGAAUAUGUUCCAUUAGGACCAUUCGGCGCGAAGAAUUUUGGAACUACAAUUUCUCCAUGGAUUGUUACAAUGGAAGCUCUAGAGCCCUUUAAGGUACCAAAUAUGGUUCAAGAUCCAAAACCAUUUCCGUAUUUGCAACAUGACGAGUCGUGUAAUUUUGAUAUUAAAUUGGAAGUUGAUCUUAAAGCUCCAAGUGGUGUAAUUACAACUAUAAGCCGAAGUAAUUUCAAAUACAUGUACUGGACUCCGCGACAACAAUUAGCGCAUCAUACAGUUACCGGGUGCAACAUUAAUCCUGGCGAUUUAAUGGCUUCCGGGACUAUAAGUGGAAAUACUCCGGAUUCUUAUGGUUGUAUGCUCGAGCUAUCUUGGAAAGGUACACAUGCUAUUCCGUUAAAAGAUGGUACUACAAGAAAAUUCCUUCAGGAUGGCGAUGAGGUGACCAUUCGCGGUUAUUGCGUCGGCGAUGGUUAUCAAGUUGGAUUUGGAUCAUCUACGGGUAAAUUGUUACCUGCUAACACAAACUGAAAUUGAUGCAUAAAAAUUACGUAUUUUGCUAUCUUCUAUGUAUUUUAUACUUCAUUUUUAUAUAAUAAAUUUUUUAUUUUAUGCACUCUUA
This is a messenger RNA of Monomorium pharaonis (pharaoh ant), 1603 nucleotides long. It is a transcript of the gene Faa, whose product is annotated as fumarylacetoacetase. NCBI's taxonomy places the organism in Eukaryota, Metazoa, Arthropoda, Insecta, Hymenoptera, Formicidae. Gene Ontology annotation, biological process: homogentisate catabolic process; L-phenylalanine catabolic process; L-tyrosine catabolic process. The record is from RefSeq and is a predicted model, not a curated record. Gene Ontology annotation, molecular function: fumarylacetoacetase activity. The transcript is spliced from 8 exons. The coding region runs from base 256 to 1512 and encodes 418 amino acids.